Elephantulus edwardii (Cape elephant shrew) is the source of this 381-nucleotide messenger RNA. Its product is annotated as 60S ribosomal protein L30-like. The transcript has 2 exons. The coding region runs from base 1 to 381 and encodes 126 amino acids. Gene Ontology annotation, cellular component: cytosolic large ribosomal subunit. Gene Ontology annotation, molecular function: structural constituent of ribosome; RNA binding. The record is from RefSeq and is a predicted model, not a curated record. Lineage: Eukaryota; Metazoa; Chordata; Mammalia; Macroscelidea; Macroscelididae.
AUGCUAAACAUCUACCUAGGGGACAGAGACGAGAAGAUAGUGGCUGCAAAAAAAAUGAAAAGGUCCCUGGAGCUGAUCAACUCCAGGCUCCAACUUAUUUUGAGAAGUGGGAAAUACAUGCUGAGAUACCAGGAGAUUCAGAAGAUGAACAGACAAGGAAAAAACAAGUUGGCCGUCCUCGCCCACAACUGCCCAGCCUUGAGGAAAACUGAAAUCGAGUACUACACCAUGUUGGCCAAAACCAGUGUCCAUCACUACAGUGGCAAUAAUAUUGCCCUGGACACAGCAUAUGGAAAUACUAGAGUAUGCAUGUUGGCUAGCAUUGAUCCAGGUGACUCUGAUAUCAUUAGAACCAUGCCAGAACAGAUUGGUGAAAAAUAA